AUGGGCUGCGAGGAUUGCACCGAGUGCCUUUUCCGCAAUUCCUCCGCCCCGUCCGCUUCCGCCUCCGCGCCGAAGCCCUUCCCCUCGCAGCGGUCGCCGCCGAUCGGCCACGUGCCCACUCUCCAGCCGUUCGCGGCGCGUUCGAUUUUCACGGGAGUGCGCCACGCGGGACAGCCGGCUGAGGUGGAAGAGAGCGACGCCCACGUGGCGGCCAACGAGGCCGGCCGUGUCGACGUGGCGUCGUUCAUAAUGAAGAAUUACACCCCGUACGACGGCGACGAUAGCUUCCUCGCCGGGCCGACCCCCCGAACCUUGGAGAUCUGGGACAAGUGUUGCGAGCUGCUCAAGAUCGAGCACGAGAAGGGCGUGCUGGACUGCGAUCCGUCCACGCCCGCGUCGAUCGUGUCGCACGGCCCGGGGUACCUCGACAAGGAGAAGGACCUCAUUGUCGGCUUUCAGACAGACGCGCCGCUCAAGCGCAUGAUCAAGCCCAAGGGCGGCUGGCGCAUGGUCGAGGCGGCCCUCGAGAGUUACGGUUACCCAGUCGACGACAGAGUGCGCGAGGUGUUUAUGAAAUACGUGAAGACGCAUAAUGCGGGAGUCUUUGACGCGUACACGCCGGAGAUGCUGGUUGCGCGGCGCGAGGGCAUCCUGACAGGCCUUCCCGACGCGUACGGCCGAGGCCGCAUUAUCGGCGACUACCGCCGCGUCGCGCUCUACGGAGUCGACGCGCUAAUUGCGGCGAAGGAGGCGGACAAGGCGGCGCUGGGCCCAGAGAUGACGGAGGACGUUAUUCAGCUGCGCGAGGAAGUUGCGGAGCAGAUUCGCGCGCUCGAGGAGCUCAAGGCCAUGGCGAAGAACUACGGAUACGAUAUCAGCCGACCCGCUACGAACGCCCGCGAGGCCGUGCAGUGGCUGUACUUCGCGUACCUAGCGGCGAUUAAGGAGCAGGACGGAGCGGCGAUGUCGCUGGGGCGCGUGGAUGCGUUCCUCGACGUGUACUUCGAGAAGGACCUCAAGAGCGGCGCGCUCACGGAGGAGCAGGCGCAGGAGCUCAUCGACGAUCUCGUAAUUAAGCUGCGCCUGGUGCGCCAUCUGCGCACGCCCGACUACAACAACCUGUUCGCGGGUGAUCCCACGUGGGUGACGGCCGUCGUGGGCGGGCUCACCAAGGGCGAAGGCGGGCGACACAUGGUUACCAAAACCGCGUAUCGCAUCCUGCAGACGCUUCGCAACCUCGGCCCCGCGCCGGAGCCCAACCUAACGGUCCUCUGGUCGCCGAAGCUUCCGGAGCACUUCAAGCGGUUCUGCGGAAAGCUGUCGCUGGACCUGUCGUCGAUCCAGUACGAGAACGACGACGUCAUGCGACCGCUGUUCGGCGACGACACGGCGAUCGCAUGCUGCGUAUCCGCGAUGACGAUCGGCAAGCACAUGCAAUACUUCGGAGCGCGAUGCAACCUGCCGAAGCUGAUGCUCUACGCCAUGAACGAGGGCAAGGACGAGGUGAGCGGCGUGCAAGUCGCGCCGCAGUUCGCGCCACUGCCGGACGGCCCGCUGGAGUUUAACGACAUGAUGGCGCGGUACGAGACGGCCAUGGAAUGGCUCGCGGGUCUGUACGUGAACACGAUGAAUAUUAUUCACUACAUGCACGAUAAGUAUAACUACGAGCGCGUGCAGAUGGCGCUACACGACACCCACGUGGGGCGGCUCGUCGCGUUCGGCGUCGCGGGGCUGAGCGUCGCGGCGGACUCGCUCUCGGCGAUUAAGCACGCCAAGGUGACGCCGAUUAAGGACGACCGCGGCCUGGUCACGGACUUCAAGAUCGAAGGCGACUUCCCGAAAUUCGGGAAUGACGUGGAGGAGGUUGAUUCGCUGGCGUCGUGGCUGGUGGAGACGUUUAUGGCGAAGCUGCGCGCGCACAAGACGUACCGCGGCGCGGAGCACACGCUGUCCGUGCUAACGAUCACGUCGAACGUGGUGUACGGCAAGCACACGGGCAACACCCCCGACGGGCGCAAGAAGGGCGAGCCGUUCGCGCCUGGCGCGAACCCGCUGCACGGGCGCGACGUGGAGGGCGCGCUGGCGUCGCUCAACUCCGUGGCGAAGCUGCCGUACGAAUCGUGCCUGGACGGGAUUAGUAACACGUUCACGAUGGUGCCGUCCGCGCUGGGGAAGGAUGACGACUCGCGCACGAGCAACAUGGUUCAGAUCCUCGACGGUUACUUCAACCAGGGGGCCUUCCACCUGAAUGUGAAUGCGCUGAACCGGGAGACGCUACUAGACGCCAUGGAGCACCCCGAGCAGUACCCUCAGCUCACCAUCCGCGUGUCGGGCUAUGCCGUGCACUUCACUCGCCUCACCCGCGACCAGCAGCUCGACGUCAUCUCCCGCACCUUCCACGAGUCCAUGUAG
Messenger RNA from Closterium sp. NIES-65, 2412 nucleotides. The record is from the annotation of a GenBank genome assembly. Lineage: Eukaryota; Viridiplantae; Streptophyta; Zygnematophyceae; Desmidiales; Closteriaceae.